AAAACAAUAAUCCUAGGGAAUUAGAUCUGGUUAUUCGAUAAGUAUUUUUUUUUUUUAAUAAUAAUAAUUUCGAGAUAUUUCUCUGUGCUAAACUUGUUCACACAAGAUAUGAUAUAACAAUAUUAAUUUAUUAAAAUGUGGAGGUAUUAUUACAUUUACAUUGUAUUAAACGUUAUACUUGAUUUUAUAUCUGGCCAGGGAAUUAAAAGUUUCGAUGAUACUGUUUUAUUUCAAAUUAAUUGGCCAGAGAAAAGUGAUACCCAACCAUUAGAUACCCCAAACAAUGUUGAGUUUUAUCCUAUAACAAGUGCAAACAAUGAACAAUAUGUAUGUUCGAUACCUGAUACAAUAGAGCAAGAUCAUAACAAUGCUCAAGUAUCUAAAGGAGCUAAUCCAAUAGAAAUGUUGUCAAUAUUAUUUAUUCAAAAAACAUGUUCUUAUAGAUUAGAAUCAUAUUGGACGUAUGAAUUAUGUCAUGGUCGUUUUGUACGCCAAUAUCAUGAAGAUAGAGAAGGGAAAAAAGUUAAAACUCAGGAAUAUUAUCUUGGUACUUUUGACAUAUCUCAAAAGUUCAAACUUUCUGUCGAGUAUGAUAAAAUGAUUAAAAAGUCAGAUAUACCGGUUAAAAACAUUGAUGGCAUUAAUAUGCCGUAUGUUGAAAUUAAAAUGGAAGAUGGUACGCUAUGCGACCUAAACAACAAACCAAGAAUGAUAAGAGUUCUAUACGUGUGUUAUCAUCUUGGGAAAAAUGAAAUAUUUUCAUUGAAAGAAACGUCAAGUUGUGAAUACGAAGCCAUUAUUCUAACACCUUUCUUAUGUUUUCACCCCGACUAUGAACCACAAGAUUCAAAAGAAAACAAAAUUGAAUGUCGUCCUGUUGAUUCUACGCCACAAAAACCUAGAGCGCUUGUCGCCAUGGAAACGGAGAGUGCUAAACUUCGAAAUCAAAAAGUAGCGGAUAAGCUGCAGAAAAUCUAUGCGAUCUUCCAUGUAGAUAAGGAGGGCCAGGAGGGCGAUGGUCGUGUAAGGGUUGAAAUACGUUCAGUUGAUAUUGUCGAUAAACAUAACGGCGCGGAAGAUUCCGUCAAUUUGCUAAUAGACCAAAAUGUAACUCCUGCUGAAAGUAAUUCAGUUCAAAGCUUUCUUAGCGGGAAAAAUUGCUUACAUGGAGGAAACGGUUGGUGGAAAUAUGAAUUCUGUUUUGGACGUUCUAUAGUCCAGUAUCAUAUAGAAAAAGAUGGCAGUAAAACUAUCGUCAGUCUUGGUAAAUUUAAUAAGGAAAAACAUUUGGAAUGGAUCGCCGCUCAUCCUAAUAAGAAACCGGAACCUCAGGAAACGCGUAAACAUUUGUCACAUUUUUAUAGCGACGGAAGUAUUUGCGAUAAAACUGGCCAGUUACGACAAACCGAAGUUAAAUUAAAAUGCGUUGAAAAUCGAAUGGGAAGUCCAUCCAGUAUAUCAUUAUUUUUAUUAGAGCCAAAAACGUGUAAAUACGUAUUAAAAGUUGAAUCCCCAUUGAUCUGCGAUAUUUUAGAAUAUGCCGAUGAAAAUGGUCUAUUGAGUGAAAAAUUCGAGGCUGAUUUUUCUAAAUUAAAAAUAACAGCUCUUCAUAUAGAACAGGAAGAUGAUCUAGAUGAAAGAAUAGCAAACGGGGAUGAUUAAUAAACGAUUAGAUUCUUUUGUAA
This is a messenger RNA of Polistes canadensis, 1685 nucleotides long. RefSeq names its product endoplasmic reticulum lectin 1. The record is from RefSeq and is a predicted model, not a curated record. Gene Ontology annotation, biological process: retrograde protein transport, ER to cytosol; endoplasmic reticulum unfolded protein response. Bases 136 to 1662 code for a protein of 508 amino acids. Gene Ontology annotation, cellular component: endoplasmic reticulum lumen. The transcript has 8 exons. NCBI's taxonomy places the organism in Eukaryota, Metazoa, Arthropoda, Insecta, Hymenoptera, Vespidae.